AUGUCGGAACGCUCGUGUCCGGUAUCUGGAACCGCCGGUGGUCGUUGUCCAGUCGGUACGGGCAGCGUGAGAGGCAGUCAGUUAGGUCCCAGAGGUUGUUCCUUCUCAGGAUUUGCGCAACCUGGUGACGUUCGAACGGCGUUCAAUAUUCCGAACGGUGUCGAGACUGAAGAAUGGCUACGCAUGAGGGAGAGGAAGGCAAUCAAUGAGAUAUUAUAUUCCGACGUGCCGUCGACCAAAGAGUUGAAUGCAACAUCGAAUAUCGACGCAUUGACCGCUAAUGAGCAAGACCUUCUAGCAGUGGCUCUUGGAGCACCAGCUCGCCAGGUUCUUCUCAGAGCAGAAGAGAUUGGACGGCAGACUGGCUGGCGGGAUGGGUUUCUGAGUGCAGAAUUCGGCUUCGUUCCCCCUGAUAUGGAUGAGGCAGUGUCUGCAUUGGCAACCUCUCCAGGUCGAGUCUGGAGUGACCUGUGUGAGAGGAUGCCGGGUACCGUCUCUAGGGGCCGCUUUCGAGAGGCUGCCGCUGCAUUGCCGGUGAUCGAAGGGACAGAAGACGUUAUCCCGGAUGCCGCCUUGUGGCCAGCGCUGGUAGCCUUGGGCCUGCUGUGCUCUUUAUAUCGAUAUGAGGAAAAGCACGACGGCCAUGAAGGUGUGAGUGUUACUUCUGGGGUGAAGAGUACUCAUUUGGGUGACUGGGGUGAUGAUGUCCUCGAAGAAGUCAGAGGGUUGCCCAGGAGUAUCGGCCGUCCAUACUGCCAGAUCUCGAAGAGAAUGGGGAGGCCCAUCCCUCAUCUUACCUUUGUCGACCAGAGCAGUUACAAUGUUACAGUCAAGGAUCCUAAAUCAAAGCACCCAUAUGUUGGCAGGUUCGACAAUACAGAGUUGAGGUGGCCAAUAUUCGGUGAUCCUACAGAAAAGGCAUUUCUCAAGGGCUGUGCGGAUACGAGUGCUUCCUUCCAACAUGGCCCAGAUGCCAUCGCAGCUUGCCAGGAAGCUGUGAUGAAGAGAGACCAUGAAGCUCUAUUAAGAGAGAUGAUCAGGCUCAAGGAGAUCCUCGAACGAAUGCCGAACGCUUUCCAUACAAUCUCUCCGAAUCCGAGCUCAGGCGAGAAUUUUGUGUCUGGUGAUGAAUGGGUACGCUGGGCAAAAUUUAGUGCUCCAUUAUCGGCCCGGGCACCUGCGUCAAGCGGUCUCCAGUUUCCCCCAUACCUGCUCAUGGAUGCAUUCCUUGGUCGCAAGAAGUAUGAGUCUUUCCUGGGAGCCGAAGGUCUUCACUUGAGAGCUUGGGCACCAUCCAACCUACGAGCAUUCAUUGCAGCGGUCGAAUAUCACUACAGUAUUCCCGAGUUUGUCGCAAAGUCCGACGAUCCAAGGCUUCACGGUGUCAUGGAUGGUAUAGUAGAGGCUUAUACAGGAGAGAGAGGAUUCAUGGGAGUUCAUCGAUAUAAAGUUUUUGGUCUGCUCGAAGUUGCUGCCAAGACCGGCAGAACCGAGACAAACGGCAACUCUGGUCAGAGUGGAGUGAUAGUCCGGCCAUGGGAGGAAACUCACAAGCAAUUUUCCGAAGCCAUGAAGGAGCGCCUGGAGCCAUUCCGCGGCAAGAUCACCAGCGAACCACACGAGAUGCGCGGAACCUUCGAAGAGUGCCGAUUUCGAUCCAGAAUACUCACGAGACAAUUCGUCGACAACGACCCGAAACGAUCCAUCGCCAAGGUUACCUUAGAUCUUCAAGAUACCGGGAUCACUUUCCAACCCGGCGAUAGACUGGCAAUAAUGCCAUUGAAUAGCUGGGAAGAAUGUGCCAAAGUCGCCCUAGCCUUGGGGGUUGAGGAGAUGCUGGAUUCGCCGGUUGGACUCACGGGGAAGUGGCCUAGGUUCGCAGACCAUCUUGGCUCAGUGGCAAGACAACCUGCACCACAACUAGCCGUGAGGGAUAUAAUCAGGCGCGGUCAUUUGGCUCCCUUGACCCAAAGUCUCGUCUUAAAGGUUCACUCAAUGUUAAGAGCCUCGUCAAAUGUGGUCUUGCAGGUCCUUGCAACUAACGAAUGGCCUGUCCGCGGAUCUCUGGGAGACCUACUCCAGGCAGCAGUUGUUGAUACGCCAUCGCAUAUCUGGGACGAUGCUUUCGAUCUGUCAAGCAACCUGACUUGGCUUACUGACCUCAUAGAGAUCGAGAUACCAAGGACGUAUUCAAUCUCCAACUACCCAGACGAGCUGCUUCCUAGCACAUUAGAUUUGACGGUUUCGAGAGCCGAAUAUGAUCUUUGCGAUACAUUUGCAGGCAAUUCACCAUCCGUUAAGAGUGGUGUCAGUAGUGGAUUCCUUAAUCCUUCCCUCACAUCUAGCGAAGAAACACUGCCGAUUGAGGAGGACAUACUCAUUGGUAUCUCCCGUCCAGUGUCAUUCCAACUUCCCUUGGAUGGAGCUGCCCCUUGCGCAUACUUUGCUGGUGGCAGCGGAAUAGCGCCAUUCAGAAGCUUCUGGCAAGCUCGCGCGGGUCGCGCGGUAGGGCGUAACAUUCUUUAUCUCGGAGUGCAGUCCAGAGAGAAAUUCUGCUACGAAAAUGAACUUCGAGAAAUGGCUCAGGCUGGUCAAAUGGAAAUUCACACCGCUUUCUCGCGGGACUCGAGGGGCCUUGUCUUUGAUAGACGCUCUGGUGAGCUUAUGGAGAAGCACACGCCCCCGCGAUACAUCGAUUCCUUGAUUGUCGAGCAAGGAGACACUGUCUGCGACCUUGUUAUGAGCAAAAAGCAAGGUGGGCUUGGGGGCUAUCUUUACAUCUGCGGUUCGGUUUCGGUCUUCGACUCAGUUAUGGCAGGCAUUCGCAAGGCAAUCUACAACCAUCGGUCCACCACAAUGGAGUCUAGCGAGGCGAUCCUCGCCACUGCUUUUGCUGAAAGACGUGUCAUGCUAGACGUCUUCCUUACACCGAAGCCUCUUGCAGUUAACCUGCCCACAAUUCCCCAGUCUGAACUGGCACUUCACACUGGCCAUCGUCCAAACACGCCUGUGUGGAUCGGCGUACACGGCAAGGUGUAUGACGUGACGGACUUCGCACCCAUUCACCCAGGUGGCACCCUUAUCAUUCGUUCCAAUGCAGGAGUUGACUGCUCCAAGACUUUUGACGAUUUGGCACAUACAGGUAACCCUGAAGUGAGCAGUCUUCUCACCAGAUACUUCGUGGGGCUUUUGACACCCAAGCCCGAUUACCACGGUGUCGAAGAACUCAGUAACCUCUAUGAUAUGUGGCUAGGUUAUCUUCGCACAGUGGUAGAAACAUUGGUCGCUCAGCAGUUCCAAAUGUCGAGAUUUUUGGGUUCUGCUAUGGGUGAUCCUAUCGAUACUGACAACUGGUGGUUCCAGAACAGCGUCAACGGUAUUGACCUGAUCAACAUCAAGGGGAUUCGCAGUUUCUAUCAGUACCAAUCCAGACUUUUGCAAGGUGGUUUUUCAGCCAUGUUUGGUGCUAAACUACAGGAAUUGGUACUGAAGCUGAGCUUUUCUCUGGCAAACUCGUCCUCCGAUGGAGCGUCCACCAGACUGCCAGACGUUCUCGGUGCUGUAGCUAGGGCAAAGACUUCCGAGAAUGCUGUGGCAGUAUCAAGACAAGUGGCCCAGAUUGGCGAGUUUGUUCGUGACAGCAGUGGCGCACGUUUCAUGGAGAGAGGUAUUAUCGCCUACGCCAGCAAGUCUGUUGAGCUGGAUAUCUCUCUAUUGGAGGAUAUCCGGCAAGAAGCAUGCUAUGGUAUUGACGCCUUCGAGUCCAUUGCCGACAUUGAUCACGCGAAUGAUUCGCAGACCAUGACGACCUUGGCUUCUUUCCUGAUGCAGCUUCUCGAGCGCAUGGCGAAACGUCUCGAGAUAUUCUACUCCAAUCUAGCUCAACACUCCAUUGUACAACCCGCCAUCGAACGGAACCCUGCCAGAACCCGCUGGCAUAUUGUUAAACAGAGGAUCAAGGACGGCUCAAUCUUCAUUCUGGCCUCUCAAAACACAGUAAUGGGCGCGACUGCUUAUGUACCCGAGAAGGCACAGCAUAUUGUCAAUUUUGAUACAGUGUUGUCGCAUAUACACAAGACGCUUGCAGAAGCACCGCCACAGGAAGCACCAGCUACUUCAAAGCCAACAUUGAACUCGCUGCACACACAGCGCACGCUUGAACCGAAAAACGGCACAUCUGCCUUUGAGUCUCAUGCGAAUGGAACCGCGCUCCAUAACAUGUCAUCAUUUGUUGACAAGAACAUGCGGGCUAUCAGGAGACUCAGCAAGCUUCCACCUAUGCCUACGAACUUCGACAUCAUGGCUCAAAUGCACUCCACAUCAAGAGUAGGGGUUACCACACCGCCCUCAAGUCGUUCCUCUAGUCGUUCGCCCACGCGCAUGAUGCUGAGUCAGGGAGGCGGUCUCAACAUCAGAGGCAUGCCAAUGAUGCACCAAUCAUCGCCGGCGAUGGAUAGCUAUGCGAACAUUAUGAUGCCGAUUCCUGGCAUGCACACAGCUCAACAUCCACCAACACCACCUCUUGACGGGGCUGCAGCCAUCAAUUCCAUGAUGGGCAAGCUGAAUGUCAGGUCCAGGUCAACCAGCCGCGCGUCGUCGCCAGGUAUCAUGGGAAACAUCUCUCACACGCCUAGCAUGGAAGGGCGAAGCCAGAGCUUACACCUGCGUCAAACGUCUCAUCCUUUUGUGCCAGGUCAUCGCGCUAGGUCGUCAACAAGCACUUCGCUCCGGUCCUUCAAGCUAAGUCAACGAGGUGGCCAGGCACAAGCAAUCAAGGUGGCUCCGACAUUCUAG
Molecule: messenger RNA, 4794 nt
Organism: Neoarthrinium moseri
Lineage: Eukaryota; Fungi; Ascomycota; Sordariomycetes; Amphisphaeriales; Apiosporaceae
Exons: 8
Coding region: 1-4794 (1597 amino acids)
Cellular component (GO): cytosol
Molecular function (GO): FMN binding; heme binding; metal ion binding
Source: RefSeq, a predicted model, not a curated record